UCCGCCGCUCUGCUCGUCUGAAAGCACACCCCCGCCCUCCCUCCAUCGCCACCUCAGCCAAGCGCCGAAGCCGCUCCACAGGAGAGAGAGAGAGAUAAAGAGAGGACGUCCACCCGCGUCUUUCAUAGUAACCGAGGCACGUCGUUCCCUGCCAGACUUCUCAGCCAGGGGCACCGGGGUUUUCGGACCGAUCAGUCCCGAAAGGUGCGUCCCCGCUCAUCCGCUCGCCUCCCAGCAGCUCCGCCGCCGCCGCUCCGCGCCAGUCCGAUCCGAUCCGAUCCGAUCGCUUCCCCCUGGAGAAGAGUUCCAUCCCUGGAAGCUGGAUGAAUUAUUGGAGAGUUGUGAACAAGUGCGAGAAGAAAGCCGAGGCUCGGGAUCUGCCUCCUCGCUCCGUCCAGGGAAGCCUCGACUCAGCCAGAGUUGUGGACGAUAAUGGAGGGGACGUCCCUGUAUCUCCCUGUUGUUAUUUUACUGAUGCAAUGUUCCCCCUCCGUUCCCGUCACCGUGUCGACCGACAAACACAGGGUGGAGGUGCACGAGUUCUCAGACGCGGUGCUGUCCUGCACGUUCCGCACGGAGAAAGACCAGAACCCGCGCAUCGAGUGGAAGAAGAAGGGGAAAGAUGUGUCUUUCGUGUACUUUGAUGGACACUUCAGAGGUCCCUUUGAGGACCGCGCGACGAUCGACGGGGCCACCGUCACGCUGAAAGGGGUGACCCAGGAGGACGCCGGGGAGUACCGCUGUGAGAUCAGCGCUCCUCUGGACACCGUGAACCUGGGCGAGACCAACGUCACGCUCAAAGUCCUGGUGCCCCCACACACCCCGUCCUGCGAAAUCCCCAGUGGGGCAGUGACAGGCUCAGUGGUGCAGCUGCGCUGUAGGGACCAGCAGAGCAUCCCGCCCGCUACAUACUCCUGGUUCAAGGACAACCUGCCGUUCUACCAGCCACGCCACGCCAACGCCACUUAUCUGAUCAACUCCCACACAGGACUACUGGAGUUUAAAGCUGUAGCUAAAGAGGACACCGGUCGAUACAGCUGCCUGGCUUCGAACGGAGUGGGACCGCCCAAGAUGUGCGAGGGCAAGCACAUGACGAUAGGUCCAAUGUCAACUACGUCCCUCCGCCCCAAGAACCCCAGGACUUCAAACACACCCAGUCCUUCAUGCUCUGAGCAGCCGGCCUUCCCUCCGAGAACACAUCAGCCUCGUGACAAAGGUGCCAAACAUCAGGAUUCUCUGAUUUCUGUUCUGGACUCUGAAUGAGCUCUUGAUCUUCCAACACAAUCUUCUCCCUCUAUCACCCCUCUCGGGCGGCAAGAAAAGCCGCGCAAGGCUUCUUCUCUUGCUCUCUUGCUCUGCGCUGUGUGGCUUCGCCUCAGUCACUGAUGUUUUCUGCUCUUUUUGGGAUGAAGUGCGUUCUCACGGUGUUCUGCUCCCCCCUGGUGGUCAGAUGUUGAAAAUCCAAUCGCUCUUUUCUGAAUGAUCCGGUGACUAGUGGAGCUUUCUCCAGACUCUGUUUCUUCCCUCUGCAGGCCACUCGUUUUCACUCCCUUUGUUUGUUUUUUUUUACCAAAGACUGACCAUUAAAUUAAAGGGAUUUAGUGACUUUGAAUCAUCACAAGGGAAUUGUGCUUUAAGCCAUAGAGAAAGCAUUAAUACCACUCAAACAUUUACCUCAACACCUGCCAAUGUUCUGUGGCCCCUGGGACCCCCAGUGUUAGAGGAGAUCCGUAUGAUCUUAGUGACAACAUAAAACCAUGGAUGUAUUAUAUAAUACAUCCAUGCAUGAAACCAGACAAAGCCAGUCCAGGAAAACAGGAAGCCACUCCAGCCAAUUCUAUUGAGACCAACCCCAUUCCACCCUAAUGUGCCUGCAUGGUCUUUUUAUAUAUACACACACACACACACACAUAUAUAUAAAUAUAGAUAUAUACCUUGUGCCUUUUUAAUUUGUCAUAUUUAUCUAUGGAUCACACUUUUUUGUAAAGAACUUGCCUUACUUUUCUCUGUCUUUAUAUUGUUGUGCCACUGUUUCUCAAUGUUUAUGGAACUGGAGUGUCUGUGUGUGAAUGGGUUGUUCAGAGUUUUAUUUGAAUGGUGUAUAUGGAAUAAAAUGUUUUUCUAUUCAAAAA
Messenger RNA from Anarrhichthys ocellatus (wolf-eel), 2132 nucleotides. It is a transcript of the gene jam2a, whose product is annotated as junctional adhesion molecule 2a. The transcript has 8 exons. The record is from RefSeq and is a predicted model, not a curated record. Gene Ontology annotation, biological process: leukocyte cell-cell adhesion. NCBI's taxonomy places the organism in Eukaryota, Metazoa, Chordata, Actinopteri, Perciformes, Anarhichadidae. Bases 433 to 1263 code for a protein of 276 amino acids. Gene Ontology annotation, cellular component: protein complex involved in cell adhesion; plasma membrane; cell surface.